Striga hermonthica is the source of this 708-nucleotide messenger RNA. Lineage: Eukaryota; Viridiplantae; Streptophyta; Magnoliopsida; Lamiales; Orobanchaceae. The record is from the annotation of a GenBank genome assembly.
AACUAUGGCUCGUCGUAAUGCUCGCAACCGUCAGCCUACUCCGUCUCCACCUCCGUCUCCAUCCCCAUCUCCACCUCACCGGCAAGCUCCCAAUGCGGCUGGGGCUCAUCUCAAAAUCGUGCUCCAAUUCCAGAGUCUAACUCCACCAGAAUUUCAUGGGACUGAAGGGCCCGAGGCUGUGGCCGAGUGGAUCCGUCAGUUAGAGCAGAACUUUGACCUUCUGCAGUGCUCUGACGGGCAGAAGUUUUAUCCUCAGGGUUAUCGCAUGAGGAUGGAGCGCGCUUUCUGGGAUCUUACUCAGGGGACUGGUACCGUUGAGGAGUACGAGCGGGAGUUCACCCGCAUGAGCGCCUUUGCUCCACAUAUGGUGGACACUGAUUUGAAGAAGGCCCACAAGUUCCGUGAUGGUCUGAGCCACACCCUCCGUAUGCAUGUUGCUAGCCAGGGGAAUCUUUCCUUUGAUGAGACCGUUAUUCGAGCCACCCAGCUUGAGAGUUAUCAGACUCCCAAUGUUUCUGCCCCUUCCGUUCAGCUAGUUCAGCCUAUUUCCUCCGCACCGCCCGACUCUAGUUCGGGCAACAGAAAGUUUGAUUCCCGCCGGGAUAACCGGAAGGGAAAGCGCGGUGGGAAUGACCGUCGUGGUGAGCGCCCCUUCGCACGAGACCAGUUUCUAAAGUGCCGUAACUGUGGUUGUUAUCAUCUGGGAUA